AUGAUGGGGCAGCUCGAGCAGUUCCGGCCGAUGCUUGUCAAGCAGCACCACCGCCUCUUGCUGCUGCGGCACGCGACGUGGUGCCACGCGGCCGACUGCAAGGUGACGGACUGCGCCGAGAUGAAGACGCUCUGGAACCACAUGCCGACGUGCGGCCAGACGAGCAAGUGCGGUGUCCAGCACUGCAUUAGCUCCAAGUACUUGCUGAACCACUUUCAGCAGUGCAACAUCGGGCCGUGCCUCGCGUGCCAGAUCGUGCGCGUGCCACUGGAGGCCAAGGACGCGGCCGGCCAGCAUGAUCAUCUAUAUGAUGAUGUGUGUAACAAGCUGGAGCACUGUGUGUUGUAACCAAGGGUAUAUAAUAAUUAUUAUAUACCCUUGGUUGUAACACAUCAUAAUAUGAGGUCAGUCAAAAC
Molecule: messenger RNA, 416 nt
Organism: Saprolegnia parasitica CBS 223.65
Lineage: Eukaryota; Oomycota; Saprolegniomycetes; Saprolegniales; Saprolegniaceae
Exons: 1
Coding region: 1-348 (115 amino acids)
Biological process (GO): positive regulation of transcription by RNA polymerase II
Cellular component (GO): histone acetyltransferase complex; transcription regulator complex
Molecular function (GO): transcription coactivator activity; histone acetyltransferase activity; chromatin DNA binding
Source: RefSeq, a predicted model, not a curated record